Molecule: messenger RNA, 942 nt
Organism: Penicillium olsonii
Lineage: Eukaryota; Fungi; Ascomycota; Eurotiomycetes; Eurotiales; Aspergillaceae
Source: the annotation of a GenBank genome assembly
AUGGUACCCGGAGGGGUCAAGCGUGAGCGCUCCGAGGAGACCGAAGAUCCUCAUUCCAGCAAAAGGCAGCGUGUGAGUCCACCACCCAAUCCGAAUGAUCCCAAAUGGCCCCGACGUUGCUUCGCCAAAACCGGCUCCAGUGGCUCUAGCCAAAGCAGCACAGAAAGCAUCCAUGGUAUGUCGGAGAGUGAUAAAGUUGAUGUUACCAAAUCGGCUGUGAUUGACAAGUUUAGAAGAGAUGGAGAAGCCCUUGUUGAAUGGCUGGAUAAUCCUGAAGCUCCCGGAUGUCCAGUUCAACUCUCGACACUGACCUUUCAAGAUUUGAUUUGGGCCAAGCUGAAGAAAGAUCGAUACCAGGUGGUCAUGCGCAGCUGGUCCCAACCCCCACGGGGACAUAUGAACGACCUUAGCCAGCUAGGACUCCCCGUCGCGGCAGUUUACCGUAGUGUAUGGGUGAGACGCCACGGCCUCGAUGGGGGAGGUCACCGUAGGUUCUCGGAGUUCUCAAACAUGACCGUUGAAGGCGCUAUCAUUGGUGAAGCUAUCUUCCGAUAUCACGGAUACAAUUGGUCUGAUAUUGCUCUGGCGCAGUACAAGAUGGAUUUCAAUAUCGACACUCUCAAGCAUAUCUACUUUGCUGGCGUGGUGAAUGUGCAGACCUAUCCGUACGUGCGAGAUGUAAUCUACAAUGAGAAUGACCUUCCGUUCAAAAGCACUUCCAUGCCAUGCGUUUGGCACUAUGCCUCGCGACGGUAUCGGGAGAUUAUGGGGACACGGAUCGGCAAGUCUGCAGCGUGUCUUGUUCUUGGUGCAUGGCCGCGAGGAACUCACCGCAUCGAAAGGAUUCAGACUUGGGUUAGUGGUGGCGAUGCCCUUGAGAUUCGAUUUGAUAUAGUAGACAUCGUAGGCCAAGCGGCGAGUAACCUAGGUAACCUGGAGUGA